GAAAUUUUGACCGGGCACCUGCAUAUUGCAAUGGUCUUUGCCAUGCGCAAAGCAUUGUUGAUGUUGAAUGGCGGUUUACACAACUGUCUUGCCUGUUCGGCAGUCAGAACGUGGCCAGAUUGUUUCCGCUUCGGAUAUAUGGUACAAUUGUGUCCAGAAUACUCAUUUUGAGAUUUCUGCCACUUGAAGGUCUGUUAUCAGCCUUAAUCUACUGGCGAGAAUGUCAUGGAAGAGGAAACACCCUGAACCCGAUUGUAUUGAGACUGAAGAAGAAAGGUAUUUCCUCAACCCAGACUCUGUAAGCACUCAUCUGUAUUGCUCAAUCUGCCAGGAUGUUUUUUCUGACCCUCAAAGAGCACCUUGUGGUCAUAGCUUCUGUAAAAAGUGUAUCCUGCCUUGGCUAAAAAACAGUAGAACAUGCCCUGAGGACAGGAAAACACUACACAUUGGACAACUUCAUCAUGACUUCAUUUUAGAGAAUAUCAUUGGAGAUCAAAUGGUUGCGUGUCCUUUUCGCAGAUCAGGGUGUGAGUUUAUUGGACAACUCCAGAGAUUGAAUUCUCAUAAGAAAAGUUGUGAUUUUAACCCAGAAAACUUACCAGAAUUUAUAAAGAAGAACACGCCUGUUGAUGAUGCAGCUGGGAAGUGCAGUGGCAUUACAUCAGAUUUAGAAGUAAUACCAUCCCCUGGUAAACCCUCACUAAUGAUGAGACUGUUUCGUGCUGGAGAUGAUCAGAAAAAACUUCUUGGGACUAUGUUUGAUGACAAAGAAAAUCUAACAUAAAACAUUGUUUUACAUAUAUAUUUUUUUGUUGAAUACUAUAUUUUUGUAUACAUAUUUUAAAGGGAUAUAAUUAAUUUAUUUAUACACAAUUGAAUAAUAAUGAAUGAAUUUCGAUCUUGUACAUUUGCAUAAUCUCAUAUUUAUAAUGGAGUUUGUAUGUAAAUGUUGUUUAUGAUACUGCUACACUGUACAUAAUACAUAUUAAAUAUAUAUAAAAUCAGAAGGAAAUUGAUUCAGUGUCAUAUAUGGUAUUAAUGAUAUUGGUGAAAGCAUGCUUCUUUUGGCUCAGGAGGUAGAGUCGUGACUUAAGAUAGAGACCUGGGUUCGAUUUCUGUCGGGGUACUGGACAGGGAUGUGUUUUUUCCUGUUCUUUCACACACUUAUCUUGAGAAUUUGAUAUGUAUAGCAAACAAAUUAUAAAUUUUAGUUUCUCAUCGAUGAGAAGGUUUAUGCAUUUGCUUCUCUUACUUAACAAGAGACAAAAGGUAAAGUGUAAUUAAUGAUCUGAUUCCAUUUGUCCUCGUUUGGACACUCAUUAAUCGGGAGCUGUAUCAUACAUCUCGCAAUGCAUAAUUAUUUAUAUGAUUCUGGGGUUUUCUGGGGCAAGAGUAACCUCCCUUGUACUGCGAGGCACCGAGAGAGUUACAACUAGAUUUUCUCCACAUCUUACAAAUGUGCUCUUAUACUUGUAAAUGAACGAUAAUUAUGGCCUCGUUUAACACAAAAAAAAAAAA
This is a messenger RNA of Pecten maximus, 1518 nucleotides long. RefSeq names its product RING finger protein 151-like. The coding region runs from base 221 to 784 and encodes 187 amino acids. Gene Ontology annotation, biological process: protein ubiquitination. Lineage: Eukaryota; Metazoa; Mollusca; Bivalvia; Pectinida; Pectinidae. The record is from RefSeq and is a predicted model, not a curated record. The transcript is spliced from 7 exons. Gene Ontology annotation, molecular function: ubiquitin-protein transferase activity.